This is a messenger RNA of Cucumis sativus (cucumber), 3127 nucleotides long. Its product is annotated as receptor-like protein EIX2. The record is from RefSeq and is a predicted model, not a curated record. NCBI's taxonomy places the organism in Eukaryota, Viridiplantae, Streptophyta, Magnoliopsida, Cucurbitales, Cucurbitaceae. The coding region runs from base 69 to 2126 and encodes 685 amino acids. The transcript is spliced from 2 exons. Gene Ontology annotation, molecular function: protein binding.
AAUGAACCCAACUGAUCUUCACCAAAUUCAUACAUUACUACUCAGUACUCCAAACAUUCCUUACCAAAAUGAGAAAAUUAGUUUCAAAUGAAAGUUCAGUAGUUGUGUUAUGGAUGAUGAUGCUUCUUCUACUUCUCCAAUUUUGUUUCUCCAUAACUGCUGCUUGUAUCCAAAAGGAACGUGAAGCUCUCCUUCGAUUCAAGAAUAGUUUUUACGAAGAUCCUUUCCAUCGCUUGGCUUCAUGGAAUGGAACUGAUUGUUGCAAUUGGAAUGGAGUGGGUUGCAAUCAAACUACUGGAUAUGUUACUAUCAUUGAUCUUCGGCAGGAUUAUAAUCAGGUUGACUCGUAUGAAUCUUUAUCUAGCAAUUUCAUUGACUCUAGUUUGUUAGAGUUGAAAUACUUAAAUCACUUGGAUUUAAGUGGAAACUAUUUCAACCAUACUCAAAUCCCAAACUUCUUAGGUUCAAUGCUUGAAUUAACAUAUCUUAAUCUAUCAAGGACAUCACUUAUCGGCAAAAUUCCUCCUCAUUUAGGAAAUCUUUCUAAAUUGGAAAUUCUUGAUUUAGAUAGAGAUUAUUAUGAAUUUGAUGCCACAAGAUGGGUACCACUCAAUGGCGAUAUUGAAUGGAUAUCUCAUCUUUCAUCUUUACAUACUCUUCACUUGAGUGGAAUGAACUUUUCAAAUGCUAUAAAUUUGAUGCAAGUGAUAAGUUCCCUUCCAUCAUUGUCCUCCUUAAGACUUCGUUCUUGCAGUCUUCAAAACAACGAUUUUUCUUUGGGUUCCUGGUUGAAUUAUUCAUCAUUUAUUUCUAGAGUUCAACUUCUAGACUUACAUGAUAAUCAACUAAGUGGUCAAAUUCCUACGAUUUUUCAGAAUAUGACUUCCUUGAAAUACUUAGACCUUUCAUUAAAUAAUUUCACUGCUAUUUUUGAAGGUGGAAUUUCUACCUUCAUUGAAAAUAAUUGUGGCUUAAAAGUACUUGAUUUAUCAUUGAACUUUUACUUUGGUACCGAUGAUGUAUUUGAAAGUAGUUAUGAGAAUGAAACUAUGGGCUGCGAUCUUCAAGUGCUUAAUUUAAGAUAUACAUCUUUGAAAACCAAAAUUCCAAAUUGGUUAGAAAAGUUAAAAAACUUGCAGACCAUUGAUCUUCAAUCUAGUCAGAUUUAUGGUCUAAUUCCUACUUCACUUGGAAAUUUAUCAAAUCUUAAGUAUUUAGAUCUUUCAAUCAAUAAUUUAACUGGAACAAUUCCAGCCUCAUUUGAAAGAUUACUAAAUUUGGAGGUACUAGACGUAUCAGAAAACUCGCUUAAAGGUGUUUUAACGGAAGCUAGUUUUGCUAACCUCUAUCGGUUGCAUACUUUAAACUUAGGCUACAAUGAGAAUCUUUCGUUGGAGAUAAAAGCUAAUUGGAAUCCUCCUUUUCAAUUAUUAUUUUUUGAUGCUUCGAGGAUUUGUUGUUUUGGAAGUGAGUUUCCACAAUGGCUUCAGACGCAAAAGGCACUGGUUGGUUUGAGUUUAUCCAACACAAAUCUCUCAAUUAGUUCUAUACCAACAUGGUUCACACCACAAAAUCUCAUCACUUUGAAUCUUUCAAACAACCAAAUCAUGGGGCCACUUCCUACCAACAUUGGAGAUCAAAUGCCAAAGUUGCAAAGGUUGCGUUUGAAUGAUAAUCUAAUCGAUGGGUCUUUACCACGUUCAAUCUGCAGGUGGAAGAAUUUGAAUGUUUUGAAUCUUUCAAACAAUAGACUAUCUGGAAUGAUUGAAGGUUGUUUUCUCAAUCCAAACUUGUAUCUCCUAGAUUUGUCUUCCAACAACUUCUCAGGGAUCUUCCCAUAUUCACAUGAAAAUUUGUCUUAUAUUGAACAAGUAUACUUGAGAAACAAUAAUUUUGAAGGAUCCAUGCCAAUAGUAUUGAAGAAUGCCAAAUCUUUAGAAAUCUUAGAUCUUACAGGAAACAAAUUUUCUGGAACCAUCCCCACAUGGGUAGGAGAGAAUCUUGAAAGUUUGCAAUUUCUAAUACUCCGAGAUAAUUUGUUCAAUAUAAAUUGCAAAUUUUGGAUCUUGCACACAACCAAUUGGAAGGAAGUAUCCCCCCAAAUCUUAGCAACUUCCACCGAAUGAGCACAAUAAAUGUACAGUGGUCCUAUUCAACUUAUUGUCUCUCGUAUGAUCGUGGAUGCUUAGAUCGUAAUAUUAUUUUGGAACAGUCUAUCAAAUCUAGUAAUUUCAAUUACUCCAUGGAACAAUUGCAGUCAAUGGUGAAUAUAGAUCUAUCCAAUAAUUUUUUGGUGGGUAUAAUUCCAAGUGAGAUAACGAAGCUUAAAAGGUUGAUUGGAUUGAAUUUGUCCCACAACAAUCUAACCCAGGAUAGUUCCUAUUGAAAUUGAACAAAUGGAGUCAUUAGAAUCACUUGAUUUAUCUUUCAAUCAGCUUAUUGGACCAAUUACUCAGAGCUUAUCAAGAUUAAAUUCUUUAGGUGUCUUGAUAUUAUCCCACAAUAAUUUUUCAGGCAAACUUCCUCGAGAUGGUCAUCUUUUGACAUUCAAUGAGGCUUCAAGUUUUAACAACAAUUCAUACCUUUUCGGGGAUCCACUACCAAUAAAAUGUGUGAUUGAAAAUUCAUCCAAACCAUCAUUCACUGAAAAUGAAGAUCAGGAGGAUAAAUGGGAGAAGUGGUUGCUCUGCAUUAUGAUAAUACUCGGAUUCAUAGUUGGCUUUUGGGUCGUUGUUGGAAGUUUAAUAUCGAAGAAGAGUCGGAGAUAUUCAUAUUUCAAUUUCGUGGAUGAGAGUACGUGGAAUGCUUAAAAGGAAUCCUUUGCAAAUGAGUAAGGUAACAAUGCUUCACAAAAGAUAUGAACAAUCAAGAACAACAAACCUUAAAUCUUCUUUAAUAAUUUUGAACUAUAUUGUCAAGUUUCUUAAAAUUACGUCAAUAGUUUCUAAUAUUUUUUAAAAUGUUCUUAUUCUAAAGCAUAGUCAUAUUUAAUUCCCAAAUAUGUAAUAUUCAUGAGUCACAACAAUUUAUCUUCAAAGAAAUCCCAUAUUUACUCCGUCCUGUGUAUCUAUCAAACCAACUUGAACAAAACUUUAUAUCUAUCAAUCUAAUAGACUCAUCUAAACAA